GCCCGUCAAAGUCAAUCGACAACUACUCAAACUCACUAACUUGGAAAAGAUCAAAUUGCUCAAAAGUUUUCGCUAAUCCACUAACGAUCACUGGAUUGAAGAAAAAAUUGCAAAGCAGCUGAUAUUGCUAGUUGUUGCGUCAGUUGGAUUCUGGACAAUGGCUAUAUUUUGUAUUUUAAUCAAGUUAAAACUAACGACGACGGAAAGUAGUUGAGAAACAAAACUCGUUUUUAGAACCUCAAUUGAAUCAACUCAAAUGGUGGUGAUGAAAAUAUUGGUGAAGUCGCUGCACAGAUCUACAAGUUAAUACUAGCCAUAUAUGAUAGUAUUUGACGGGUUUCAACAUCUUUCUUGGGUAAAUGAAAUUUAAUUUCAUUUUGGGAUGUCGAGGAAAAUAGCUGAAGAUUUCAACCACAUUGACGACAUGGAUCCUCAUUUAGUUCUUGACCCUGGCGCUGCAAUCCUUUCUACCAACUACAAUUGUCUGCUAUCCAACAUCAAUCAAGCAUUCCAAUUUUUGAAGUCAAUCAUGAUGAUUUUGGCAAUCUAAAAGUUCUGUUGAAUUUGGUUAGGCAGGACGAUUGAAUAGAAACUUCACGCUUAGUGCGCCAAGAAAUACUUAAUUACUUCGAACAUUUGCUGAAGCAAAUUCACACGCUAAAAUUGUCAAACCGAAAACGUUCUUGAUGAUCAUCGAUGAGACCUUGGCGGAUCAGUUUAACAGAAACAAAAAUAUCAAUUUUUUCUACUAGACAUCUGUUGACAGAAAAAAUAUUUCUAAGAACAGCGUGGUUCAAUGUUAUUUAUAAUGAAAUUGUUGAUUUCGCAUUUGAUUAAUUCAAAGUCUUAUGAAAUAGUAAAUAGUGGAGAGACACCGUGAAUAAUCUUUCCGAGCAUGCCAACAGUCAAUAUCGG
This is a messenger RNA of Ascoidea rubescens DSM 1968, 915 nucleotides long. RefSeq lists its product as uncharacterized. The record is from RefSeq and is a predicted model, not a curated record. Lineage: Eukaryota; Fungi; Ascomycota; Saccharomycetes; Ascoideales; Ascoideaceae. The transcript has a single exon. Bases 383 to 550 code for a protein of 55 amino acids.